CUUUGGUGAACAAGCUCUGCUAAAGUCUUAACGACUGAAAAUGGUUGGAAAGCGAAAGAGAGAUACAAACGUUGUAUCGAGAUUUACAACAGCCGAGGACGAAACAGCAACGCCUACAACGAACGAUAGCUCCACCCGUGAUAUUUUCCGCAAAUUUUUUGAAGCUCAAUUCCAGCCAUUGGAAGUUCCCGACUCCCACAUCACACGCACUAAUAGAUCUAAAGAGGAGCGUAGUACUGAUGAGUCUGAGGCUUCUGAAUCGGACUCCGAAUGGGCCGGCGCUUCAGAAGAUGCGGACGGGGACAUCAAAGUCGAGGUAGUCGAGCAUCGAGACUCGUCGGCCAUAGCGGAGGAGCCCAUAAAUAAGAGAGCGCGGAAAGCAUUUAUGACCGCAAAACCUCCAUCGUUUUCUAUGAAAGAAGCAGCUGCCAAGAGUUCCUUAAGUAAAGAUGAGGAUGACGGUGACGAUGGCGCCAAUUUGAAGAACGAUCUUGCGCUUCAGCGGCUUCUUAAAGAAUCCCAUCUCCUCGAUUCGUCGUCGGAUCUUGCGCCAACUGGUAAAAAUCGACUAAAAGCACUUGACCUGAGAAUGCAAUCGCUUGGUGCCAAGGCAUCUCUCUACCAUCAGAACAUGCCUUCAUCACACCGAAGAGGCAUCAAAGCCAAAGCCGAGAAGAAGGAUGACAAACGUCGACGAGAAGCUAAAGAGAAUGGAAUUAUCCUCGAGAAACCCGCACCCAAAUCAAAACCCAGUCCGGGAAGACGGGAGCGUGGCGUUGGGGGGCCGUCUAUCGGAAAGUUUGCAAGAGGGACCCUGAACCUGAGCAAACGAGACUUGUCCGCCAUUCAAGGUCCCCGAAAGUCAGGCAGAGGCAGGUCUAAAGGGCGCCGUUAGAUGACAAACUGCUGUGCUGGUAGAGAAUCCAACAUUGGUCUGCCUGCUGCACCGGAACAUUCUCGGAAAAUCUUCGUAGAAAUAACAUCAUCACAUCAGCUCUCUGCUUAUGACAUAGGGUCUAUUGCCGCUGCCUGGAUUAGGGGAUUGGCAUGGAAUCUAAGCAUCUUCACAUGGGACAGUGAUGGAAGUUCUAUCGCUAAUCCCCCGCUCUCGUUCUGGGCACGGCACAAUCUUCAUUCAUCCUUCGUCAAUCCUUCCUAUCCGUUAUCGGCGAUGAUGAGUAUAACUAAGGAUUUAGAAUAUACCCCGGUCCCAUGUCCUGUGCUAGCCUGAGG
This is a messenger RNA of Aspergillus alliaceus, 1233 nucleotides long. RefSeq lists its product as uncharacterized. Gene Ontology annotation, cellular component: nucleolus. Bases 41 to 895 code for a protein of 284 amino acids. The transcript has 2 exons. Gene Ontology annotation, biological process: maturation of SSU-rRNA from tricistronic rRNA transcript (SSU-rRNA, 5.8S rRNA, LSU-rRNA). The record is from RefSeq and is a predicted model, not a curated record. NCBI's taxonomy places the organism in Eukaryota, Fungi, Ascomycota, Eurotiomycetes, Eurotiales, Aspergillaceae.